GCAUGGUGUGGCAUGUUCCCAAGAAUCAUCCAGCCUUUUCGGUUACUCUCAUCUCUCCCUCACGAUACAUACAUGGAUACAUACAACUCCAUUUUUCUUAUUUCUUAAAGCUUUCCAGUUUUAAGUGGGUCCCUCUCCUCAUGUGCUCUCUUUCUUCUCCCAAAGCUCUCUGCUCUUUUCUGUUCAAUUCCCUUUCUUCUUCCUCCUUUGAGUUCUUUCCUUCAAUGUACCUCUAAAAUCUUGAAUAUCUGCUCUCUUUUCUGCCUAAAAAACCUCCCUUUUCCUAGAUGAAGAUGCGUUUUGGGGUAAAGAUUUCAGCUUUACUGUUAUUGUGGGUUUUUCCCAGUGUUUUUCUGUACGCAGAGUCUCAAGCGGAUGAUGAUGAUGCUUCUGUGAUGCUGGCUCUCAAGAAGAGCUUGAACCCACCAUCGGAGCUGGGGUGGUCCGACCCGGAUCCAUGCAAGUGGGACCAUGUGGGUUGCCAGGACAAGCGGGUUAUCCGGAUCCAAAUUGGGCACCAGGGCCUUCAAGGUACUCUUUCUUCAGAGCUCUCUAAACUCACUCAGCUUGAGCGAUUAGAGCUCCAAUGGAACAAUAUUUCUGGGCCAUUGCCUAGCUUGAGUGGUUUGGGCUCAUUGCAAGUGUUAAUGCUUAGUAACAAUCAGUUCACUUCAGUUCCUGCUGAUUUCUUUGCUGGCAUGUCUUCUUUACAAUCUGUUGAGAUUGAUAAUAACCCCUUUGCUGCCUGGGAAAUCCCUGAGGAUCUUAGAAAUGCUUCAGCCCUGCAGAAUUUCUCUGCAAAUUCUGCAAAUAUAAAGGGGAAAAUUCCAGGGUUUUUGGACUCUGAUGGCUUUCCUGGGCUGAUAAACUUACAUUUAGCCCUCAAUAGCUUGGAAGGUGAGUUGCCAUUGGGGUUUUCUAGUUUGCCCAUUGAGUCUUUGUGGUUGAAUGGGCAGAAACUUAGUGGAACCAUUGAUGUUUUACAGAACAUGACAUUCUUGGAGGAGGUUUGGCUUCAUUCCAAUGGGUUUACUGGUCCAUUGCCCAAUCUUUCUGGGUUGAAGGCUUUGGAGGUAUUGAGUCUUAGAGAUAAUUCUUUCGUAGGGCCGGUGCCAUCGUCCUUGGUGAAUCUCGAGUCCUUGAAAGUUGUUAAUUUCAGCAAUAAUUUGCUUCAAGGACCAAUGCCAAAGUUCAAAGACUCGGUUUCUGUUGAUAUGGUGAAGGAUACAAACAGUUUUUGUUUGCCACAGCCCGGCGAUUGUGACCCUAGAAUAAAUACAUUGCUUUCGAUUGCGGAAUCAAUGGAUUAUCCAGCAAAGUUUGCGGGGAAUUGGAAGGGGAACAAUCCCUGUGCAGAUUGGUUUGGGAUCACUUGCAACAAUGGGAAUAUCACCAUUAUUAACUUUCAGAAUAUGAUGCUUACCGGUUCAAUUUCUCCAGAAUUUGCUUCGCUUAAAUCACUGCAAAGAUUAGUCCUUGCUGAUAAUAAUCUCACGGGGGUGAUUCCGGAGGAGCUCACUACCAUGACGAGUCUAACUGAAUUGGAUGUUUCCAACAACCAGCUUUAUGGGAAAGUGCCCGUUUUUAAGAAGAAUGUGAUGUUAAAGACGAAUGGGAACCCCGAUAUUGGGAAGGAUAAGAGUGAGGUAUCUUCCCCGGGGAAAACUUCUCCGGGCACUUCUGGUUCACCUAAUUCUGAUGAGGGUAAAAAUUUACGAAAUGGUAAUAAGAAAUCUAAGAGCUGGAUUGGAAUAGUGGUAUUUUCUGUUAUUGGUGGUGUCUUUGUGCUCUGUUUGAUCGGAUUAGUGGCUUUCUGUCUGUACAAGGGCAAACAAAAGCGUUUCAGCAGAGUGCAGAGUCCGAAUGCGAUGGUGAUUCAUCCUCGCCGUUCGGGGGGUUCUGAUAACGACAGUGUGAAGAUCACAGUUGCGGGGUCCAGUGUUAGUGUAGGUGCAGCGAGUGAAACCCACACUGUUUCCACCAGUGAAACGAGUGAUAUUCAAAUGGUCGAGGCCGGGAAUAUGGUAAUUUCGAUUCAAGUCUUGAAGAGUGUCACAAACAACUUUAGUGAAGAGAACAUAUUAGGGCAAGGAGGAUUCGGGACCGUCUACAAAGGAGAAUUACACGAUGGAACAAAGAUUGCUGUGAAGAGAAUGGAGUCUGGAGUUAUCGCCGGGAAGGGGCUAGCCGAGUUCAAAUCCGAGAUUGCUGUUUUGACGAAAGUUAGGCAUCGGCACCUUGUUGCUCUACUUGGUUACUGUCUCGACGGGAAUGAGAAACUUCUCGUGUUCGAGUACAUGCCCCAAGGGACAUUAAGCAAACAUGUUUUCAACUGGGCCGAGGAAGGCGUGAAGCCCCUCGGGUGGACCAGAAGAUUGACAAUUGCUUUAGAUGUUGCACGAGGAGUAGAGUAUCUCCAUACUUUGGCACACCAAAGCUUCAUUCAUAGAGAUCUAAAGCCCUCCAACAUUCUUCUAGGAGAUGAUAUGAGGGCUAAGGUAGCGGAUUUUGGACUUGUUCGACUUGCCCCUGAAGGGAAAGGCUCAAUCGAGACGAGGAUUGCUGGAACAUUUGGAUAUUUGGCACCCGAAUAUGCAGUAACUGGGAGAGUAACUACAAAGGUGGAUGUAUUUAGUUUCGGUGUCAUCUUGAUGGAACUGAUCACGGGCAGAAAGGCUCUCGACGAGAGCCAACCCGAGGAGAGCAUGCAUCUCGUAACAUGGUUCCGAAGAAUGCACCUAAACAAGGACACCUUCCAUAAGGCAAUUGACCCGACCAUUGACCUCAACGAGGAAACCCUAGCUAGCAUCAGCACCGUAGCUGAGCUUGCUGGCCACUGCUGUGCGAGGGAGCCAUAUCAAAGGCCCGACAUGGGACACGUGGUCAACGUCCUUUCUUCUUUGGUCGAGCUUUGGAGGCCCUCGGAGCAGAGCUCAUCAGACGAUAUUUAUGGCACUGACCUAGACAUGUCUCUGCCACAGGCACUUAAGAAAUGGCAGGCAUAUGAAGGUACAAGCCAGCUCGAUUCCUCGUCUUCUUCUUCGUAUCUUCCUAGCUUGGACAACACCCAAACGAGCAUACCUACCCGACCAUAUGGAUUCGCCGAUUCAUUCACAUCUUCAGAUGGCAGGUGAGGGAGAAAUUAAUAGUUACAUUAUGUGUUUCGCUGUUCAUUCUAUCGAUCUCGCGUGAUUAUGUAAUCUCAUCUGUCUCUUGUAUUUCCUUCCCUGUAUACAUUUUUGGUCACUUAACUUUAAUGUUCCAUUAGUGCAGCCUGGUAUCUGGACAUGAUUAACUCAUUCAUGGAGUUUUGUUAAUUAAUGUUGUGCAAAAAAUUUCUCUA
Ipomoea triloba (trilobed morning glory) is the source of this 3343-nucleotide messenger RNA. Its product is annotated as receptor protein kinase TMK1-like. NCBI's taxonomy places the organism in Eukaryota, Viridiplantae, Streptophyta, Magnoliopsida, Solanales, Convolvulaceae. The transcript has 3 exons. The record is from RefSeq and is a predicted model, not a curated record. Gene Ontology annotation, molecular function: protein binding; ATP binding; protein kinase activity. Gene Ontology annotation, biological process: protein phosphorylation. Bases 288 to 3134 code for a protein of 948 amino acids.